AUGUCAUCCUCUUUUGACCCGACCAAGCUCGCCACAUCUACCAUCUCGCAAUUUGAUGGCACCAACUAUAAAAAGUGGUCCGACGUGAUCCGAGCCUUCCUGCGCUACCAGGGCGUCUGGUACUUGAUCCAGGGAUACGGCUCCACAGCGACCGUUCCUGUCCCUGGUCUGGCUAGACCAAUAGCUGCGACAGACACACCCACGGCUACGGAAAUUGCAGCUCAAGCUGCAUGGGAUGAGAAAAACGACAAGGCGCUGGGAAUCAUCCAGCUCUACGUCGCGCAAAACCUUCGUCAUCUCGUCGAUGACAAGUUCUUGGCCCUGGACGCAUGGACCGCGAUCAAGGCCGGCUACGAAAAACCCGGAGCGGUAGGCGCAUUUGUCAACGUGGCGGGAAUAGAGGUCAAACCUCAGCUCCUUGCUCUGCUCAUGAUCAAUGCUCUCCCCAAGUCGUACCAGACCAUCGCUGGUACAAUUCUCACUACGCAGACUGAUGUUACGCUGCUCACAGCGGCACUCAUCAAGCCCAAGAUUGUCGAGGAGGAACAGCGCCGCGUUGCGAACCGCACUCAGAUUGCGCGGGUCUCGAAGGCGCCUCUUCUUGACAACAAAUGUGAGAAGUGUGGUCGCAAGAAUCACACAACGGAGCAGCACUGGGACACAAAGCCGGUGAAUUCUGGCUCGAGUUCCGGUAACGGCAACAACACGCAGCAGCAGCAGCAGGAUGGUGGAAAGCGCAAGAAGGAAAAAGGAAAGGGCAAAGCGAAGGACAAUACCGCAAUGACCACACAGACUGUAAAUACCAUACGAAUAGUCGAUAGUAGCUAA
This is a messenger RNA of Phanerochaete carnosa HHB-10118-sp, 828 nucleotides long. RefSeq lists its product as uncharacterized. Bases 1 to 828 code for a protein of 275 amino acids. NCBI's taxonomy places the organism in Eukaryota, Fungi, Basidiomycota, Agaricomycetes, Polyporales, Phanerochaetaceae. The record is from RefSeq and is a predicted model, not a curated record. The transcript has 2 exons.